AUGAAUAAAGACAAGGAACAAGAUAACAAGCCAGAGUUCCGCAUGGAAUUUGCUCAGGAGCUAAUAGAGAAUCCUGCGAUUUCCUCUGCCUCCCGCUCCCGGGUCCCACCUCCUACCACUCGGCCUCGGCGCUCCCGCCUGGCCUCCCCGCGCCUCUCCUCCCCCAGCUCAUCUACCCGGGUCAAGCCUCCUGCUACCAGGCUUCAGCGUCCCGACCGGGUCACCCGACCCUCCCCCCACCUCCCAUUCUCGGCAAGGCCACCUGUCCCCCGGGCUCGGCGUCUGCGGCCAGGUCUCCGCUCCCCAGCCUCCCGCUGUCCGGCCGGUCUCCCGCCACCCCCCGACCCAGCCUCUAGAUCCUCGGCUCAAUCCUCUCGGUCCCCCGGGGCUCGGCUCCUGCAUCCGGAUCACCGUCCCCCGGCCCGGCCUCCAGUCCCCCGCCCCGGCCCGGAGUCUCUGCAUCUGCGGGUUUCAGCGCUAGUUCCCGCCCUCGCCGUCGUGGCAAAACAAAGGAUCCGUCGCCGGAUCGUGCCCCCGCGCUCAGAGAUGAGCCUCGGAGUAGACCCCGCCCUCGGCCCCGCCCCUCGCCCGCCCCUUGCCCGCCCCUCUGUUUUGAGGGCUCCGUUCUGCGUCGACACGUCCAUCAGACCCCGACUCGCCCCUCCCCGCGCCCCGCCCGCCCGCGAACCCCGCUCCCUUACAGGCCCCGCCCCGCCCACCCUAGAACCCCGCCCCUCAAGGGCCCGCCCCGCGCUGGAACCCCGCCCCUCACAGGCCCCCGCCCCGCCCGACAACUCCGCCCCCUCACGGAGGCCCGCGCGCUCCCCCACUUCCUGCUCCGGCCCAGUUCCCGCGCUCGGUUCGAAGAUUCCGUCCCGCCCCGGAGGCAGAGCUGGUGUCCAGCCAGCCGCCGAGGAGCCACGGGUGCCGCCCCCCGCGAGGGUUUUGGAGGUAAACGGAGGCCGGACCCGGGGCCGGAGAGCAAGACGUUACCAGCGGGCCUUCCGGGACGGUAAACCGCCUCUUCCCGCCGAUUCUCGCUGCCCCUUCCCCCACUAG
Messenger RNA from Dama dama (fallow deer), 1059 nucleotides. Its product is annotated as proline-rich protein 2-like. Lineage: Eukaryota; Metazoa; Chordata; Mammalia; Artiodactyla; Cervidae. The transcript has 4 exons. The record is from RefSeq and is a predicted model, not a curated record. The coding region runs from base 1 to 1059 and encodes 352 amino acids.